This is a messenger RNA of Schistosoma intercalatum, 1059 nucleotides long. The record is from the annotation of a GenBank genome assembly. NCBI's taxonomy places the organism in Eukaryota, Metazoa, Platyhelminthes, Trematoda, Strigeidida, Schistosomatidae.
AUGUACGAUCUUCCGGAAGGUUAUGUUUUCGGGAUGGGGAAUCCGUUGUUAGAUAUCAUUGUAGACGCUGACGACUAUAUGUAUCGAAAAUACAAUCUUAAAAAAGACAACGUUGUACUAGCUGAAGAAAAACACAUGACUAUUUACGACGAAAUUGAAAAGAAAAAAGGGUUGAAUUAUAUUGCUGGAGGAGCUACAUUAAACACAGUCAAAAUGAUUCAGUGGAUACUUCAAAAACCAUUUGUGUGUUCGUACGUCGGAUGCAUAGGUGCCGACAUACAAGGGAAAUAUAUUAAGAAUGAUUGUUCAGGGUUGGACUUAAUGACCGAAUUCCAAAUCGCGACGGAACCGCUUAUGACCGGAAAGGUAGCAGUCCUAGUUAGCGAAAAAUUACGUAGUAUGGUUACCUACCUGGGAGCAGCGUGUGGUCUUUCAUUGGCGCACAUUGAACAACCACAUGUUUGGAGUCUUGUGGAAAAAGCACAAGUGUAUUAUAUUGCAGGUUUCGUAAUAAAUACCUGUUAUGAAGGUAUGCUGAAAGUAGCCAAACAUUCUUUGGAGAACGGAAAGUUGUUCUGUUUCAAUCUCAGUGCUCCCUUUCUAUCUCAGUUUAAUACUAAAGAAGUAGAUGAAAUGAUAUCCUACUCAGGUAUUGUCUUUGGAAAUGAAUCUGAAGCUGAAGCUUACGGAGAGGCCCACGGUCUCCUUGAUGGAACUGUUCAUGCAACAGCCCGGUAUAUAGCUGACUUACCGUUUGCUGAUGGAGAAAAGCGUAAACGACUGGUCAUUAUAACACGAGGAAAAAACCCUUUGGUAUACACAGACUCUUUUGAUUCAGAAAUCCAUCAAUUUAUGGUGGAGCAGUUUCCAGACGAUCAAAUAAUCGAUACAAAUGGUGCUGGAGAUGCGUUUGCUGCCGGAUUUGUUGCAGAUUAUAUACGUGGUAAACCAAUGGUCACUUCACUGCACUCAGCUGUGAGAGCUGCAGCGUAUAUUAUAUGCAGAUCUGGCUUUUCCUUAGGUUCCAGAGAUUCUUAUUUGUUAAAAAUAAACAAAUAG